Fusarium falciforme is the source of this 1668-nucleotide messenger RNA. RefSeq lists its product as hypothetical. The record is from RefSeq and is a predicted model, not a curated record. NCBI's taxonomy places the organism in Eukaryota, Fungi, Ascomycota, Sordariomycetes, Hypocreales, Nectriaceae. Gene Ontology annotation, cellular component: nucleus. The coding region runs from base 1 to 1668 and encodes 555 amino acids. Gene Ontology annotation, biological process: positive regulation of transcription by RNA polymerase II. The transcript is spliced from 2 exons. Gene Ontology annotation, molecular function: DNA-binding transcription factor activity; transcription cis-regulatory region binding.
AUGAGGGAGAACCCGGCCCGCCGGCGACGUCUUGACGACAACUCCGAGCGAUCUAGGACUCCUUCAGCCGCCUCAAGCCAGUUUCCUCUAACUGAAUAUGAAUCCUCUAACGUGUUCCCAACCUCUACAACCAAUCAGAACAGCGAUCCCGGCCUGGAUAUGUUGAUCUCGUCAUCUAUGGACCUCACACCCUGGGGCGACUCUGCCUCCGACCUAGCUUGGAGUUGCUUGAUGGGUUUGCCUCUUGGAGCUGAUCUUCUCCCUGAACCCUUUGAGCCAUCUUUAUGUGCCGAUACGACGGAAAAGAAUCAAGAAAUCGAACCUGAAGUGCCAGUGACGGGCGAGGUUGGCUCAAUUGUUUCGAGACCAAACCCCUGGCCAACCAAAGACUCGCUGGGCCCUUUGCUAUCAGCAACUCUAUCCUCUCCCAGUGAAGAGAUAGCCUAUGCCUACUACCUCAACCACACCUCCUCACGGAUACCCGCUUACGAUGGACCCCAUAACCCCUACCGGAAGCUCUGUCUCGUCUCCGUAUCUUAUCCACUCCUCUUGCACACUAUCCUCUAUGUCUCUACCGUGAGCAUGUUCAACUAUGGGCGCACUGAUAGCUCUCUGAUCGCCAAGCACCAAUCUCAAGCAUCAAGCCUGCUGCAAAACGCGACCGCGUUCCUCAGAGCAGAGAAUGGGAAACCAGGCCAAGAAAUGCCUGGUCGGAGCCAUGCGCUGUCUGUCCUUUCCCUUAGGGAGGUCACUCUUGCAGCAUAUCUGAUGCACAUUGUGACUGAGGUCAUGUCAGGUAGCCAGACUGCAGAAACCUUCCUUCAGAACGCCUAUCAACUCAUGGUAGAGCUGGGAUAUAUCGAGAGUAUGCCGGAGAGCUACUAUGCGCGACUCCUUGUUCACAGAUUCGCAAUCAUCGAUGUCGUCCUCGCUUUUCUGCGACGACGAAAGCCUAUUGCGCCCAUGAGCUUUGUUCUUUAUCAGCAAGAUGAAGAAAUGGACCAAAAUGAGCCGUCUUUUCGCGAGUUAACUGGUUGCCCUCAACCAGUUCUUGCCUACCUGGCCAGGAUAUCCCAUCUGGCCUAUGAUGCAGCUGCCUAUCAAGGGAAUAGCUCGUCGCACCUGGCAGAGGCCUAUCAGCUCGAGACUGAAAUGCGCACCUGGGGACAGAGAUAUCCGGUGUCGUUUGCUCUGGGAGUCGAUCAAGCAAACGCGCAGAUAGGCCCAGCAGAUGAUCGCAAGGAUCUCGACACAUUAAGUGAGUGCUUCUACUGGACAGCGCAACUCUUGCUAGCGAGGAGAGUGUUUCUGGAUCCUACAUCAUCGCCCCGGGUCCAGUUUCUGAGACGACAUCUGUUUAUUCUCAUGGAUCGUCUCCCAGCGGGUUGUGGCCCAGACUCAUCACUCCCGUUCCCGUUCUAUAUGGCUGCGCGCGAGGCCAUGACUUCCGAGGAUCGCGACUGGGUUCGGACAAAACACGUCGAGAUGAUUAAUGUAUACCGUGAUAGGUCUAGAGAGAUCAUGAUGGGAUUGACUGAAGAGAUAUGGAGCAAGGCAGAUGAGGCUGCAAAUGGGAGUGUCUCGGGUGGGCAUGGAAGCUUGGUUGUGUUGGAGAACGACAUGUAUAUACAUGUGCUGGAUACGGUAGCUUCUCACUUUGUGUUUUAG